Eruca vesicaria subsp. sativa (arugula) is the source of this 870-nucleotide messenger RNA. NCBI's taxonomy places the organism in Eukaryota, Viridiplantae, Streptophyta, Magnoliopsida, Brassicales, Brassicaceae. The record is from the annotation of a GenBank genome assembly.
AUGACAAAGGGAAUGUGUCAAGCCAAACAGGCUCUGUUCUCUGGAUGUUUUGUUGGAGGUCUUGCAGCCAUUUUACGGUGUGAUGAUUCCGGGAAUAUGUUUCCUCCUUCUACCAGAGUGAAAUGUUGGACCGAUGCUGGCUUUUUCCUUGACGCCAUCGAUGUCUCUGGAGGUCGAUCUCUUAGGCGUUUAUAUGCUGGUGUGGUAAAGUUACAGGUAGGCAGAUAUUUCAAAAAUAUACUUAAUGAUUCAACACUUCAGUGUUUUUUCCCGCAAAAUCUAAUCAACCAAAUCAAGACUCCACUGUUUAUUCUAAAUACUGCCUACGAUUCGUGGCAGAUCCAAGAGAGUUUAGCUACCAAAACUGCAGAUCGAAGUGGAAGUUGGCAUGAUUGUAGACUUGACUACACCAAGUGCAAUGCAACUCAGAUCCAGUUCUUGCAAGGUUUCAGGAAUCGUAUGGUGAAUUUGAUCAAAGGUUUCGCAAAUCCAAGUAAGAACGGAGUGUUUCUUAACUCGUGUUUUGCUCAUUGCCAAACGGAGAGGCAUGACACAUGGUAUUCCAAAAACUCUCUUUCGGUUAACAACAAGUUGUUUAUACCUUGGAUCUAUGCUAUUAUUGAGCUUAAAUGGUACCAUGUCGAAUUAUCAGUUGAUGAUGGGAAUGAUAGUGUGACUUUUGUGGUGUUCGACAAAGACAUAGAUAAGCUUACCAAGCCGGACGCAACUGCUAUGGCUCUUGAUGAGAUUUGUUAUUUUCUGACCACCAUUUGUCCACCGUCUACAAAUGUGACAAUCUCUGACCACCCCUGUAACCUCUAUAUUGCAGGUCAACAGUGGUGGCAGCCGGGAACUCCCAUAGUAUCUUAA